Ailuropoda melanoleuca (giant panda) is the source of this 1832-nucleotide messenger RNA. RefSeq names its product solute carrier family 52 member 2 (gene SLC52A2). Bases 253 to 1590 code for a protein of 445 amino acids. Gene Ontology annotation, molecular function: riboflavin transmembrane transporter activity. Gene Ontology annotation, biological process: riboflavin transport. NCBI's taxonomy places the organism in Eukaryota, Metazoa, Chordata, Mammalia, Carnivora, Ursidae. The record is from RefSeq and is a predicted model, not a curated record. The transcript has 5 exons. Gene Ontology annotation, cellular component: plasma membrane.
ACCGGGCGGCUCUUCGCCGCCCACCUGACGCAGCGAGGGGCGGUGCCGGGCCCGCCCCUCCCCACGGAGCCGGGCUUCACUCCUGCGGUCCUGGGUCUCGCUGAAGCCUCGGACUUCCGCUGGGGCGCAGAAGCCGCAGAGGUGGAAGAGGUCUGUUCCCAGUAGAGCUGAAGCGUGUUCUUUGGAUCUAGGUGGGGAAGGAGGAGCGGGCUGUGACCCUGGCCUGUUCUGAAGGGCCCAGCCUUGGGCCGAAUGGCAGCACCCCCACUGGGCCGGCUGGUGUUGACUCACCUGCUGGUAGCCCUCUUUGGCAUGGGCUCCUGGGCUGCCAUCAACGGGAUCUGGGUGGAGCUGCCUGUGGUGGUAAAAGACCUUCCUGAAGGUUGGAGUCUCCCGUCAUACCUCUCUGUGCUUGUGGCAGUGGGGAACCUGGGUCUGUUGGUGGUGACCCUGUGGAGGCGGCUGGCUCCGGGCAAGAGCGAGCGGGCCCCCAUCCAGGUGGUGCAGGCACUGAGCGUGGCGGGCACAGCCCUGCUGGCCCCACUGUGGCGCCACAUGGCCCCAGUUGCCGGGCAGCUCCACUCCGUGGCCUUCCUAACACUGGCCUUGGUGCUGGCACUGUCCUGCUGUGCCUCUAACGUCACUUUCCUGCCCUUCUUGAGCCACCUACCACCUCCCUUCUUGCGCUCCUUCUUCCUGGGUCAGGGCCUCAGUGCCCUGCUGCCCUGUUUGCUGGCCCUCGUGCAGGGCGUAGGCCACCUUGAAUGUUUGCCGUCUUCCACCAAUGGUACCCUUUGGCUCCCCCACAAUGUCCCAGAGCGUUUUCCCGCCAGCACCUUUUUCUGGGUGCUGACUGCCCUUCUGGUCACUUCGGCUGCCGCCUUCCAGGGUCUCCUGCUGUUACUGCCGUCACCACCACCUGCACCCACAGCGGGUCCAGGGUCUGGCCUGCGGGCAAGAGCCGCAGGAGCGGAGGAGGAAGAGGAAGAGGCCUUGCCACUGCAGGAGUCACCGAGCCAAGCCCCAGGCACCACUCCCAGCCCAGACCCUGAGCCCUAUCGGCUGCUCUCUGUCCACGGAGCCUGCCUGCUGGGCCUGCUGGCCAUCACCAAUGCACUGACCAAUGGCGUGUUGCCUGCCGUGCAGAGCUUUUCCUGCUUGCCCUACGGCCGCCUGGCCUACCACCUGGCAGUGGUGUUGGGCAGCGCCGCCAACCCCCUCGCCUGCUUCCUGGCCAUGGGUGUGCUCUGCAGGUCUCUGGCAGGGCUGGGUGGUCUCUCUGUGCUGGGCAUGCUUUUUGGGGCCUACCUGAUGGCAUUGGCAGUCCUGAGCCCUUGCCCACCCCUGGUGGGCACCUCUGCGGGGGUGGCCCUUGUGGUGCUAUCGUGGGUGCUGUGUUUGGGUGUGUUCUCCUACGUGAAGGUGGCUGCCAGCUCCCUGCUGCAUGGUGGUGGCCGGCCGGCAUUGCUGGCAGCUGGUGUGGCCAUCCAGGUGGGCUCCCUGCUCGGUGCUGUCGCCAUGUUCCCUCCCACCAGCAUCUAUCACGUGUUCCACAGCGGGAAGGACUGUGUGGACCAGUGCAGCCCCUAAGCCUGGGCAGAUGGGGGACCUGAUGUCAGGCUGAGAUGCUGCAGCCCCCAAGUGCCCGCAGCCCAAGGAGGCCCUCCUCGCAUGUGGGCAUGCUCAUGGACACCUGUACACUCCAUAGCAGACGCUGGUCAGGGUGGGGACCACAGCACAGUCCCAGAACCAGGGCCCAGCUAGGGCUGUGGCCUUGGCCCCAGAUCUGGAACCUGUGUGGGAUUUGCACAAUAAAUCACUGUUACUCCAUA